Molecule: messenger RNA, 1451 nt
Organism: Ilyonectria robusta
Lineage: Eukaryota; Fungi; Ascomycota; Sordariomycetes; Hypocreales; Nectriaceae
Exons: 3
Coding region: 1-996 (331 amino acids)
Biological process (GO): regulation of DNA-templated transcription
Molecular function (GO): DNA-binding transcription factor activity
Source: RefSeq, a predicted model, not a curated record
AUGGUGCGAUCAUCUUCAGCGGAGCCUGCCAAGGCUACCAAGCGAAAGGGCACCCGCAGUGUCUCUACCCUUACUCCUUCACAGCUCGCGCGCAAGCGGGCCAACGACCGAGAGGCGCAGAGGGCAAUCCGGGCCCGGACCAAGGAGCACAUUGAGCGACUGGAGCGCGAGUUGGAGGACCUCAAGAGCAAGCAGAGCCGCGACCAGACCGUCCAGGAGCUGCUGCGACGCAACAAGGCCCUCGAGGAUGAGCUGUCGCGGCUGAAGGAGAACAUGGGCGUCUCGAUGACCUCGUCGCCCUACUCCACACCAGGUAUUUACAGCCGCCCAACAGCUGGUGCCUUACAGACGUUGACCAUGGUGCGAACAGUCUAUGAUGAUAGCCUCAGCACCGGCAGCGGCGCUAUGCCCAGUCCCAGGGCAUCGCCGUUCCCCUCUGGCGACUACGGCUCGCUCCCCGACUAUGGCCAGCAAUACGUUCCCCUCCCCAACAACUGUGAAUCGUGGGCCAACACCGUCCCCGUGCCGUCCAACGUCUCCAGCCCUUCCUCGUCGGCCGACACUGACGGCUACGGCGCGGGCUACAUCCCUACCAGCGUGCCGACGUCGAUGCUCCCCUCUAACAACACCAGCACCAGCAGCAUUAGCGCGGUGGGCCACAAGGACAUUAAGAUGGAGUACGAGGAUGUGGAUCACCACGUCCAUGCAGGGCGCGCCCAAUCCUUACAUGGCGCAGCAGCAGCAGCAGCAGCAGCAGCAGCAGCCGGCGUGGAACAUGUACCCGGCCGUCUACUACCCGCAGGCGCAGUCCUCGGUCCAUUGAAGCCAGGCGUAGGCGGCUCGUCAUCCUGGCAAGCGCUCGUCAUGAGGACAGCGUCUGCGAGCCGCAUUGACGAGCCGCCUGUCGGCUUUAUAGGACUGGCGCCGACUCUCACACACAGAGUCGAUUCACCAGAUAUCAAGCCCUAUCCGGAUUCACGCCCGGAUAACCCCUAAGACGGCAGCUAUGAGGACGACUCGGCCACCCCUUUCUGGAUUUCCUGGAUACUGAGGAAUGGGGCGCAUUGCAGCGUAUGCGCCGUUACAGACGCGCGGCCGGUUGGUGCAACUGCAUGCGCUCCUCGCGGCAGCUCACGACUAUACGACCUGCAUCUCCAAGGGGUCGACCUCGUCCAAUGGAGCUGCCACACACACCAUUUCCAACUCCCAGACUUCUACGCCACAUACGAGUAUCCGGCGGGUCUGCUCGGAAGGGCUGCGGCUCGUCUUGACUGGCCCGGCGCGACUCCUCCGCUGGCGUUGGCGCGCCGCCUGACGGGCUGUCGAUAGACCACCGCGGACCGGUCACAGACCAUCCGGACUAUGGUCGGGUAUACCAAGUGGCCUUGCUGUUUCUUUGGAGCAGACCACUUGGCACUCGUGGCUUCAAGUGAUGGACGCCUGAGCGCGGC